Mirounga angustirostris (Northern elephant seal) is the source of this 14737-nucleotide messenger RNA. It is a transcript of the gene MOCS1, whose product is annotated as molybdenum cofactor synthesis 1. Gene Ontology annotation, biological process: Mo-molybdopterin cofactor biosynthetic process. The transcript is spliced from 12 exons. Bases 401 to 2050 code for a protein of 549 amino acids. NCBI's taxonomy places the organism in Eukaryota, Metazoa, Chordata, Mammalia, Carnivora, Phocidae. The record is from RefSeq and is a predicted model, not a curated record. Gene Ontology annotation, molecular function: GTP 3',8'-cyclase activity; cyclic pyranopterin monophosphate synthase activity; metal ion binding.
CCCGGCCAGCAGGCUUCAUGGCGGUGAGGCCGGUGUCCCGGAUGCUGCAGCGGGUGCUGAGGUCCAGCGUCCGGAGCUGCAGCACGGGGGCUCCAGUGACGCAGCACCGCCCUGGGGAGCCCUCCCAAACUGCUGCGGAGGGGGUUUUUUAAAGGAAAGGGAGAGAUGGAAGAAUGAAAGUAGGACAUGCAGUGGUGGAGGAGAGAAGAGGCAGGGAUGAGGCUUGUUAACAUCACAGUGAUGAGCUUGCAAGGCUGGCCAGGAGCUGUCCAGGCGGAGACAGUUCCUGCGGGAGCACGCGGCCCCCUUCUCCGCCUUCCUCACCGACAGCUUCGGCCGGCAACACAGCUACCUGAGGAUCUCGCUCACCGAGAAGUGCAACCUCAGAUGUCAGUACUGCAUGCCCGAGGAGGGUGUCCCGCUGACCCCCAAGGCCGACCUGCUCACCACAGAGGAGAUCCUGACCCUUGCACGGCUCUUUGUGAAGGAAGGUAUAGACAAGAUCCGGCUUACAGGGGGAGAGCCGCUCAUCCGGCCGGACGUGGUGGACAUUGUGGCUCAGCUCCACCAGCUGGAGGGACUGAGGACCAUUGGCAUCACCACCAACGGCAUCAACCUAGCCCGGCUGCUCCCUCAGCUUCAGAAGGCUGGUCUCAGUGCCAUCAACAUCAGCCUGGAUACACUGGUACCAGCCAAAUUUGAGUUCAUCGUUCGCAGGAAAGGCUUCCACAAGGUCAUGGCGGGCAUCCACAAGGCCAUCGAGCUGGGCUACAGCCCUGUGAAGGUGAACUGUGUGGUGAUGCGAGGCCUGAACGAGGACGAGCUUCUGGACUUCGUCGCUUUGACCGAGGGCCUCCCUCUGGACGUGCGUUUCAUAGAGUACAUGCCCUUCAACGGUAACAGGUGGAACUUCAAGAAGAUGGUGAGCUACAAGGAGAUGCUGAACACCCUCCAGCAGCAGUGGCCAGAGCUGGAGAAGCUGCCUGAGGAGGAAUCCAGCACAGCCAAGGCCUUUAAAAUCCCUGGCUUCCGAGGCCAGCUCAGCUUCAUCACGUCCAUGUCUGAGCAUUUCUGUGGAACCUGUAACCGACUGCGAAUCACGGCUGAUGGGAACCUCAAGGUCUGCCUCUUCGGGAACUCCGAGGUGUCUCUACGGGAUCACCUGCGGGCAGGGGCCUCCGAGGAGGAGCUGCUGAGGAUCAUCGGGGCCGCUGUGGGCAGGAAGAAGCGGCAGCAUGCAGGCAUGUUCAGUAUUGCCCAGAUGAAGAACCGGCCCAUGAUCCUCAUCGAGUUACUUUUGAUGCUCCAAGAUUCCCCACCAGCCACUCCAAGCAUUUCCUCCCAGGACCCCUUUCGUGUUCAGGGUUUAAGACACAGAGGGAGUUUCUCCAACCAGAUGAUGAUUUUGUGGAAAGGAGGCUGGGUCCCCCAGGCCCCUCUCCUUGCCCAGCGGCUGCUGGGGUCCGUCUGCCCUCAAAGACACUGCAGUUCCCACCUCAACUCAGAUGCCAACCCAAAGUGCCUUAGUGCAGUGUCCCGGGCUCCUGGCACCCCCUCAGGACCCCUGCCAACCUCGGACCAACUAACCCAUGUGGACACAGCAGGACGGGCAGCUAUGGUAGAUGUGGGCGGGAAGCCAGACACGGAGCGGGUGGCUGUGGCCUCAGCCGUGGUCCUCCUGGGGCCCAUGGCCUUCAAGCUCAUCCAGGAGAACCAGCUCAAGAAGGGUGAUGCCCUGGCGGUGGCCCAGCUGGCCGGAGUCCAGGCGGCCAAGCUGACCAGCCAGCUGAUUCCUCUGUGCCACCACGUGGCCCUGAGCCACGUGCAGGUAGGGCUGGAGCUGGACGGCACACGCCAUGCGGUGGGGAUCCGGGUGUCCUGCCGGGCUCGGGGCCCCACCGGGGUGGAGAUGGAAGCCCUGACCGCUGCUGCCGUGGCUGCCCUCACUGUGUACGACAUGUGCAAGGCUGUCAGCAGAGACAUCGUGUUGGGGGAGAUCAAGCUCCUGAGCAAGACCGGGGGUCAGCGGGGGGACUUCCAGCGGACUUAGAGUUCUUGCCCCUCAUCCCCCGGCCCAGCCAGGUCAAGGUGGGAUGCAGUUCCGGCAAGUUCCUGUAACCCUGUCCCUGUUUACCUCCACCAGCAGGAGCCCGAGAUCAGCCCACCCCUUUACCGCUACACCAUCUCUAGUGAGCUGCACGGUCUCCUGUCAGCCUUCCUGGACACUCCGGUCGUGGGGGCGGGGCGGGGGUCGCCGCGAGCAGCGCUGGAGAGCCGAGAAAUCACAUUGCCUGAAAUAGCCCCCAGAGAACCCAUGCAGUUUCAGACAGCCCGAUCUAUAACUUCCACUCCUCAUUUUGGGUUUCCUCUUCUCCUUCCGUGGGGGGAGCAUAGGGCUCAUGAAGCAGAGGGAACCCACUUUGAGGAGGGAAGGGCAUGGUUUGCAUUAAGAAUGUUCUACUACUUCUCUAAAGCAGUUUUGCCUUCCCGAGUUUGGGGAGCUGCACCCCUACCAACCCUCUGAAGGGGCCAGUUCCUGCCUCAUUUUGCCUGCAUCUAGGCCCCCUUGAACUUGCAGGGUCUUGGCUUCACCAUUGCACUCGUCCGGCUAGCAGCUCCCUUUCCCAGCCCCUUCUGCUUGAACGGGAUAUACAACAGGCAGCAGCCCUGAGGACUCCUGCCCCAGGCACACACCCCACGCCUGGCCCUGCGCACUGCUGUUCCACCCACUGCCCACACCCCUUUAUUCUGGGACAUACCCGGGAAAGAAGAGAGCUGAAGAUGGCCUUCACCCUCAAGGUGCACAAAAUAAAGCCACGGUGUCAGCUUUGGAGAUGCAAGAAUGCGGACUCUCUGUGCGGAGGGCACUGAGCUGCCAUGAAGUCAUGCCCCUGCCCUCCCCCCCGCCCCCCCCCCCGGGAAAGAGGAGCAGUAAGGGUGCUAUAAAAGCCAAAGGGGCACAUGCUCUGUAGAUCCCCCGUCUUCCCUUGGGAGAAGGUAGGAGUGAAGUGGGAGGCCUAGAGAUGCACCGCCUGCAGGAAGUGUCCAGUGGGGGUGUCCAAAGUUCAAGGGGGUGCACUUACUUAGAGGUUCCUGGUCUGCACAUCCCCAGACACUGGACUGGUUGGCUGGGUUCGCCUCUGUGGGUAGGCAUCUUCGAGUCUAUCCUCAGUGGCACCCCCUGCCUGCCUGCUUCCCUCUGCCCUACACCCACGGGUGCUGGCGAAUGUUUGACAACCAGCUCUUGGGGAAAGAAAAGGCCAAAUUCCGUGGCCGAUUUCACACUACCCGUACAAUGUGAACCGGCUGGCAAAACUUUUGAAAAUGUAAACGACUGGUGUUCUCAGAGUAGACAUGAGCUGGCUCUAACCCUCCCCCCCUGCCCCCGUGACUGCUCCCGAGCACACCUCACGUCCCCACACGGGAAGAAAGCACAGGUUUCAAGGCAGGCUGGAUGGGGAUGGUAUGGAUUUAAUAUUUUUUUAGUAUUACAAUAUAUUCUUAUAAAAAUGGUGCAGGUAAAAAGGACGCUGCAGAUUUUGUACAUUAGCCUCACUUGUCGUCUGAGACAGCUUGGUGAAAGCAGCCAGGGCAUGGAGGCAUCCCUGGUAAAGGCUGGAGGAAAAUGGCACCCCAGUUGGUAAAGAUGGGAUGGGGGUGGGGAGAGCCUGGACCAGACCCUUCCGUCUCGACCUGGAGAAUUGUUUUUCCUCCUGCUGCCCCAAACACACCUGUCUUCCCUCACCGGGAAGGAGGUGUGGGUGCUGCUGCUGAGAAGGGGACAGGUUGGAUUAGGUUAACUGAAUUUUACAUUGGACACAAAAUUAGACAGCUGGAGGAAUUUACCUGAAGGGAGCAGGAGGGGUGAGAAGGACACUGAGGAAAGACUAAGGAACAAAUAGGCGUAAACAUUUAGCAUAUCCAGGACCAACUCCUCCACCAUCUCCACGGGGCCCCAGCCCCUUGCUGAGGCAACUGUGAUGGUGCAUGGUCCAAGGCACUGUUGUAGAUCUGGCUAUUCUACUGGCCAGAGAUAGAAAAUAAUAAAUAGAGAAGGAAAAAAAUCUUUCAGGGUGAGAAGCCUGAGCCCUGGAACAAGGUAUGUGUCCUCUGUAAACAGGUAAACCAAAGUGUGCUUUUCUGUGGAUCCAGAAUGUCUUGAACGACUUCUAUAUUCCUUGUCUUUCCUGGUACGUAUCCAGUCUUCCAUGGCGAGUGGGAAUGCCACAGUUUGAACAUGCUGGUGAUAGAAGCAGAGCCCGCCCCUGUCCCCUGCAGGGGAGGUUGACCUCAGCCCAGCCAGUUUGGGAGAGGACCUUCAGAGACCCCACCCAUGACCUUCCCAUCAUCCCAAUGCCAGCUUCUGGUGGGGGGUGGGGGGCGCGCUGCUGGGUAGACAGAUGGGUAUAACAGAGCCCUCUGCAGCUGUUCUUCCUCAAAGCCUUCAUCUUGCAUUCACCUGGACUCCAGGAUGGCCUCUUCCCCUCUAGCCUGGCCUCUUCCCCUCUAGCCUGGCCAGGCUUGCAUUUGCUCACAUCCCUCCCCGCCUCAAACCAACACAUGCUGGGCUCACCAACACUAUGCCCCCCGCCCUGCUGCCCCUGCAGCUACUCUGGCCCUACCCUAGGAGUCUGAUGUAGGGAAAAGAUGAUAAGCAGCUGAGGAGUGGGCCUAGUCCACCAGUGUGGCCACUGGCAAUAACCCUGAGCUGGAGGAGUAGGUUGGAAGGUGAGAAACAGAAGGGCCGGGGAGAUAGAAUGGCAAGGAGCUGGUUGAUGGAGAGUCAGGCAGGCCAGACUCUAAGGAUAAUAGGUCAACUCUAGGGCAAAGAAAUGGAUUGAAAAGACAAACCUUGAUGGAGUUGACCUUUCCUUCUUUCAGAAGAUAGAAGUUUUGUUUAGACACAGCCAUUGUUCCCCACCCCACCCCCAACCAAGGACAGCUCAAGAUGGACAGAAUGGAAGGUGGGAGUGGAUGGGAGGACCAGAAUAGACCCCUGGGAAGUCCGACUGAAGAACUGAAUUGAGAGGUGGGUCCCAGCCCCCAUCCCAUCUCUGGUACCCAGCCUUCUGCCCUUGGUUCCUUCAGGCAGUGCACCCCCCGGGAAACUGCCUCUCCUCCAUAUCCCAUCUCCCUAGCUUCCCCUGCCUGCUCUGGCCCCCAGUUUGAAUGCCUCAGCGAUCACAUGUAAAUGCAGAGGGCAGCUCUGGCCCUUCGGACCAUCUCAGGACACCCCAGGGCCAGCCUUAGCCAGGUCCACGUGGUUUGAAGCGGCCUUCCGCAGGCUGGACAGAGGGGGAGGUCCCCGUGGCUUCUGCCCUGAGACAGACCUUAGAGAAAGAGUUUGGGGUCUGAUGAACAGGAAGUGGUAGAUCAGGGAGCACCAGAGUGGAGCUAGGCAUUCAAGUGCUGCCCUCUAGUGAGGGGCUAUCAGAAUUCCCAGCCAACAGGUGUGGUCACUGUCUCGCUUCAAGACUGGUUGGGUUGUACAGAGGAUGUGUGAGGAGAGCUUUGUUCCAGGGUCCCUAGGCCCAAGGCACGAGGUAUGGUGAUGAUCGGGGUCUUUCUUGAACCCCUUACCAGAUUCAUCAAGUACCUGCUCAUGAGCCAUAGUUGUGGGAACCCAAAGGUGAGCGUUCUGAGAUUCAGGAUUAGUAGAUAGGAGGGAGAUGGCGGUAGGGAAGGAAGGGAGAGACUUAAGACAUGCGAAAGAGGGGCCAAAGGACUUGUGAUGUAGGAAACAGGCACUGCUACUCUGUGUCCUGGUGACUUGGUCCCUGUAUCGUCUUCCCAGCACUUUUUUGAAACCUAUCUAGCUAGACUAUCUAAUGCCUCUUCCUUUUCCAUCCAAGAGGAAAGUUUGCCCCCAGAUCCAUGUUCCAUUAAGCCUCCUCUUGAGGGAUGGGGGCCUGCAUUCUCUCACCCUGGUUCUCAGGGGGCCCACCCCACCAUGAACUCCCUACUGCACAUGAAUCCAGACAAGGCCCGUGGACCUGUCCAAUCCAGAUCUGGAACAGUUGUGUGCCAACACGUACGUGCCCUUGCUGGGGUGGGGGUGGGGUGGCGGGGGGCAGGGCUCCUUCAGCAGGGCCUGCCAGGGAUGUCUAAGUCCGCCUUGGAUGCAGAAAGAAUAACGGAACAGGAGAUGUGAGGAGCCCUUCCAGGUAAGUGCGGGGACCCCUGGUCCUGCCACGCACUGCCCCCACCCCAGGGCCCAGCCCAGGGCCCGUUGCAACUGAGCACCAAAUUGUCUAAGGAUCACGGCCACCUCCGCUCAGCCCCUCAGCCCACCCCCGUCUCCUGCCUCCUGCUGUGGCCAGUCCCCAGGUCAAUAAUUUAGCCUGCUUAUUGCCCGCUCCCGGGUGACUUCCAAGGCCUGGCUCCCCGACCGCUUGCGGCUGCGCUUCAGCUUGCUUAAGUCCUUGUCAAACACUUCACCCGAGCGCAGCGCUGACACCAGGUCGUCGAACUCGCCGCCUUCCUCCAGCGCGCUGCCCGCGUGGGCCUUCCGCUGCCGCUGCCACCGCUCCCGCUCCCUCUGCUCCUUCAGCUGCAGGAGGAGGAAGAGUGAGAGGUGGGCUGAGGCCAGAGCAGCCACCCACAGUCCAGCUGUCAAACGAAUGGCCUCCCAGCAGGCACAAACUCCAACCUGUGCACCCUGAGGCCUGUGUUGACCAGCUGGCCCCACUUUCCUGCUUGCUGAGAUACCCUGUAUCUCCCUGCUGCCUCCUGCUCUCCCCCAGUAGCACCCCACUCAGCCCAGCCCUCUCACCAUGGUUUCCAUGCGUGCCCGCCGUUCCUCCUCUUCUUUCCUCUUCCUCAUGGCCUCCAGGUCCUGCCGGGCCUCCAAGAAGGCCUGCAGGAAGGUGUCAAAGAUUCCAAAGAAUUCGUCUGGUUGCAUCUUGCUGUCCUGCUCCCCAAAGUGCAUCAGGGCCUUGGAGAACUGUUAGGGGGAAAGGGGUGGUGAGAGUCUGCCCCCGCCCCAAAGCAUGGUGGCUCAGCCCAUGUGGUGAGUUGGGUUCCAGUCAGCACAGAGCCCAGUCCAAGGCCGGGGACCUUUGACAGAGGGGAGCAGGGCUGGAGAGGGGGAGACACCUGCUAUCAUCAGGGCAGGGACAAGGCUGAAGGAAAAGCUUGAGGGUGACACCAAGGGGAGGUUGGGAAUUCAAGCUGGCUGACAGAGGCUGCCCAAAGCUACCAUUGGGUCUGUUAUGGUGUAGGUAUGGGAUCAGGAGUUGCAGACCUUGGGAAGUACUUCCUAAGGUCACAAACUCAAGAGGACCCAGCGAUCAUAUAGUUAUUGGGCUAAUUUAACUCCUCUGUGCCUCAGUUUCCUCAGCUGUAAAAUGGGGACAAUAGCUUCUACCUCAUAGUGUUGUGAGGGUGAGGUGAGUUAAUAGAUGUAAAACAUUAGCUCUAAUUGUGUGUGUCAGGCACUGUUCUGACAUUUAUUGACAGCUACCAUCUCUAAUUCAACCCAGAGUGUGCCUGGACCAGCGUGGGCAUCUCAGGCUUACCCCAGACCUCCUGAAUGAGGACCCCUACCAAUGGGGUCCAUGAGGAUGUUGGAAAGCCAGGAAGAGGCAACAGCAACUGUGACCAAAGCUGAGCUCUGGAGUCAGGAUUCUAACCCAGCUCUGUCCAUCACAUCUGGGAAACCUUGGGCAAGUUUCUUAACCUCUCUAUAUCUCAGUGUACAUACUUGUACAAUGGGGUAAUAACCUUUUAAGGUUAUUUAAGGUAGGUCAUGCGGUAAAUAAUGUAAAAUACCACAUGGUACCUACACCUGGUGAAUGGCUUAUGAUCUUUGCAACAGAUUUGCUAUUGCUUUUCUUAAGGGAGUGAGGAAAUUAUUUUUCCUCAAAGCUCUGUGACUCUGGGUUUGUCCCUCUGGGCCAUCUGGGGUAGGAAUGGGUGAAGGAGCUGUGUCUACGUAAAAAGUUGAGGGGGGAGAGGUUAGGAUGGGGGUCAGACUGGGAGCUUGGGCCACACUUACCUUGUCCCUGGCCUCAUUCAGUUGGUCUUCCAGCUCUGAGAAGCUAAAGCUGGAGACAGUGAUGAAGUCACUCAUGACUGGGACAAACUUGUCAUUCGGUUCACGUGCCUGGCGCUUCUGAUAUUCCAGCUCCUGAGGAGGGAGAGUGAUAUGCUGGUUAGAUGGGUGCCAGCAUAAAAGUCAGGAAUUCUGAGGGUCAUCACAUCUCCCACCCUUCCCUGCCUAAGCUCUCACAAUCUUUGCCACCCUCAGAAUUGUGUGAGACAUCCCUCAUGCACCACUGCCAUCUUUCUUUCUCCAGAUGCUUGCCUCCCAGUGUGGUCUGGGACCAGCAACAGCAUCACCUGGGACAUCUGAAGAAAUACAGACACUCAGGCUCUAGCGCAGACCUAGGGAAUCUGCAUUUCAACAAGACCUAUAGGUGAUGCAUGUGCAGAAUCAAGUGUGAGAUGCAUUUCUAAAUCUCCUAGCUGAUACGGAUGCUGCUGGUCAUGGGCCAUGCUUUGAGUAGCACUUUAAAGGGCUAUAAAUUGGAAAUUGCCCCCUCCACCACCACAGUGGCAAUGGAAAGUUCUUCCUCAUAUUUACCUUCAUUCUCUAACUCAUUCUCCCCUUACCUGCCUACCACCCCCUUCCCCCAGUGAAGAUGGGAAGGGUCUCGAGUUCCUAAAGGUGGAUGACAAAGGAUUGGGGCCAUUGCCAUAUGGGACUAGGCUAGCCUAGGGCCAGAGACCAUAUCAUCUGAGAAGCCAUCAGAGCAGGAAUGGUGAUGACUAGACACCUGGGUGCAGCCCCCAGAUCCUCUACUGACCCAGGGAGAAGAGACAUAAGGCAGGAAUUUCUGGGGAUAGCUGUGCCCAGUGUCACACACUAUGUGCUACCUGUGCCUAAUUGGCUUCCAAGAGAUGUAGCUACUCUUUCCUAUCCACUUGAAUUAGACUUAAGCAUGGGGCCAAUUUAUGGUUCAUUCUCCUCUAGUGCCCAAUACACAUGCUGGACAGUAACCUCGCUCGUCUCAGAUGUCCGCUCAUUGAGAGUCUAAAUUUAAGCCCUAAAUAAUCCAGUCAUCCUUUCCUAUGGGCUAGCUCUGUUGCUGCCUAUCACUUGGUCAAAUGACAGACCCCCAGAUAGUAGGCCUCCAGAUGGCAGACCCUGUCUGAUGCAUUUCUGUGUCCCAAAGUUCCUGUCUGGGGUGCUAGAAUAACUGGCACAGGGUAUGGCCUUCAGCACAGACACAGGCAGCACCCCCUCAAACCCAGGCAGGCAUAGAUGAUGUACUCACCACCUCAACUGCUCUGAGGCCCCUCCUGAGGUUGCCCACCUCCUUCUCCAGCUCUGCCAGGCUGUGGGAAGACACACAGGAAGGGAGAAUUGCUGAGGGUGGUUCAGGCAGAUGGCAGUGCCAAGCGCAAUGACUUUGGAGUCAGUAGACCCAUGCUCCAGCCCUGCUAAAUCACCUCCCCUCUGUGCUCUGUCUGUGCUUCUAUAAAAUAACAGGGGUAAAACUUAUAUUCUGAAGAUCCUUCCAGAUUAGAAAUGUUACGUUGAAUAUUAGGUUUCUAACACAUGGCUUCUGACUUGAAUUCUUUUUGAUACCAGCAGGUAAUACUUAAAACUCUUUUAAUUCUUUUUGAUACCAGCAGGUAAUACUUAAAACUCUAACAUGCACUAAGCACUUGUUGCAUAUUAACCAUUUUCCACUGCAUUUCUGCUUCUGUUGGAGAUGCUUCUAUCAGCCUAUGGCUGUUGGGGUCUGACUUCUUGCCUGUAGCGGAUAUCAUUUGUGCCACAUCCAUAUCUCCUUGGACCAUCCAUUGUAGUGUACAAUCCUGACUUCCAAUGAUGCGAGCACUUUCUCUGGAUCCCAGAGCUCCCUCUGCCUGUACCUAUGUCCAGAGUCAUGCCCUGCCCAGAGACACUCAGCCCAUGACUGACAGGAGAUGGGGUAUGAUAUCCUAGCUCCCUCACCUCUCAGAUGGGAUAAGUUGAAUAAGUGUCCUAAGCGGUCUCACAGACUUCCCUGGAGGGAUGUCCCAGGGGUAGCUGGCUUAAUAAUACUUCCGUUAUUAGUAUUCUUCCCACCCCUGGUUCACUUCCCCACUGUGUUUCCUAGGAGCAUGUCUGAAAUAAGGAUUUGAGAGCAAGUAGCCAGUCUUCAUUUGGUUCUCCUAAAAGCAGACCCUGAGACACUGCCCAUUCCUAGUCAUCCCACAGUAGCAAUGAAAGGAAAUUUAGACAAGAGUGCUGUGAUCACAGGGAGAAAGAAGACUUGGAAGGGCCCCUCACUUGACUUUGGCAGCUUCUGGAAGAUGCUGUAGCUCUGAGGGCAUGUUUAGGAUGUCAGGGAAGUGCUUCUCCAGGAUCAUGAUCAGGUAAUGGAGCAGAGAGAUGUUUCUGUGGAUGAAAGGUCAGGGGUAAAGGAAUGAAGGCCAGGAAGAAACUAGGGGGAGGGGUCAGGGGGAAAAGGCAAGGAGUUAGGGUUGGAAAUGGGAGGAGGAAGGGAGAGGCCAGGGUGGGGUGAGAUGGAAGAUAAGGAAGCAGACAAGAUCCCACCUGUCAAUGCUGGACUUGGUAUCUGCAAUCUUGUUGAGGCUGGCCACCCGGAACCCAUAGGCACCCCCACGCUGCCCUUUGUUCAUGAAGUUGCCAAUGGCCAGGAUGACCUCAAGCAUCUGCCUUAAACGCUUGCUGCGGAUCAGCUCCCGGGAGGCCAGCAGGAUAGCUAGGAGAGGAGGGGCAGAUCAGAGCCCUGCAGAGACUGGGCCAGGGCAGCUGGUCCCCUUGAAUGCCAGGAUGAUGCCACCACGAAGUCCAGUCUUCAACUCUCAGAGGGGCAGAGACGAUACCCACACCUCAACAGAUUGAUUUACUCUGUACCUGCCCACUUCCAAGGGAAGCAGGUAAAUUUGCCGAAAGCCAAUUCAACAAAUAGCCCAUUCUCAGAAUGUGCCAAUUCUUCUUAAUAUAUUUAAAGAAUAUCUUUUCUUGCAUAUAUCCAAAGGUUAUUAAUAAUUCUUUCUAUGGAUAUACACAAGAAUAUAAUACUUUUACUUUUUUAAACUUAGUGAUUAAAAUUUUAAAUUUCAGCAUUUUACAUAUUAUGGGACUGUUUCUGCCUCUUUUGAAAUGCUGUCUUAUUUUUUUUUGAAAGAAAAUACCUGUCAAAUUAUAACAUGUCACCAAUAUAAUAUUCCCAUAUUUUUGUUCUAUAAUAUAAUGGUAUGCCUUGUAGUUGAUGGUAUCUUUGAUUUAAUAGUUUACUUGAAAUCUUGUUGAAUGUCAUUUAAGUUUUUUUCCCAACUUUUAGGCAUUUUAACAAUUUCUCCCCAAUGCCUUAAAUGAUACAUUUGCUAGAAAUACAAACUAAGGUUAACAGUAACUGAAACUUCAGUAUUUCAUUCCAGUUUGGAUGCUCUAGCCCAUCUUCAGGUAUUAUGCACUUAUGGCAGAUGCACAAAAUUGGGAUACAAAUCCUUCACUGAAAUUUUGGCUACUAGUUAUGGAAUAUGCUUUUCGAUUAUUAAGAGUGGUGAUAGGAAUACCAAACCAUCCCAUGAUUUUCAGCUUAUGCCAAAUUGAACAUUCCAUAAGAUGUUGCUAUGGGUCUAAAAUGAGAACCAUCUAACCAAAAGUUUGCAGAAAUCUUCAAAAACAGUUAAAAGUAAAUAAUUGUAAAAAAAAAAAAAAAAAGCUGUAAUGUGGAGAUCCCCAGGACCUCCCAGCUUGUACCCACCUCAGCCUCAGCUGUCCUUCCAGGACACUCUCUGUGCAGAGAGCCCCAUGACCACCCUGGCCUGCAGCCAUCCCACCAGGGUGACUCCAGCCCACACCAGCCACAGCUCCAGCCAGCCAAAGUCACCAGACACACAGACACACAUAGCCUACACAGGGGAUGACCAUACACAAGACCAUUCCUUCAAAUUUUAGAGAAGUAGCUGUUCUGCCUAUUCAUAGAAAUAAAGACUGAAAGUCAAGCAAAAUGGGGAGAUAGAAGAAUAUGCUCCAAACAAAACAAAACCUCAAAAAAAGAACAAAAUGAAAUGGAGAUAAGCAAUAUGCCUGAUAAAGAGUUUAACAAAGAGAAGAUAUGAAAAAAAAAGUUGAGUUAAAGAACAUAAAUGAAAAAUAUACUAGAGGGAAUCAACAGAUUAGCAGAUGAAGAAGAAGAGAUCAGCAAUCUAGAAGACAGGGUAAUAGAAAACAACCAAGCUGAACAGCAAAAAGAAAAGGGUUUUAAAUGAGGACAAGUUAAGUGAUCUCUUGGACAACAUCAAGUGAAUAAACAUUCACAUUAUAGGGGUCCCAGAAAAAGAGAAAAGGGGGCAGAAAACUUACUUGAAGAAAUAAUAGCUGAAACUUUCUUAACCUGGGGAAGGAAACAGACAUCUAGGUUCAGGAAGCACAGAGAGUUCCAAAUAAUAUGAACCCAAGGAGGUCUAUACUAUGACAUGCAAUAACUAAAAUAUCAAAGAUUAAAGAUAGAGAAUUUUAAAAACAGCAAGACAGAAGGAAAGUUACAUACAAGGGAAACCCCCAUAAGACUGUCAGCUGAUUUUUCAGCAGCAACUUUGCAGGCCAGAAGGGAGUGGCAGGAUAUAUUCAAAGAGCUUAAAGGGAAAAAUCUAUAACCAAGAAUACUUUACCCAACAAGAUUAUCAUUCAGGAUCGAAGGAGAGAGAAAAGAGUUUCCCAGGCAAACAAAAAUUAAAGGUGUUCACUACCAGUAAACCAUCCUUACAAGAAAUAUUAAAGGGACUUCUUUAAGUGGAAAAGAAAAGGCCAUAACUAGAAGUAAAAAAACAAAACAACAACAAAAAAAAACGCAUAUAUAUAAAGAUGUAAAAUAUGACACCAUAUACAUAAAAUGUGGAGGGGGGGGAGUAAAAAAGUUAUUUUAGAAUGUGUUCAAACUUAAGUGACCAUCAACUUAAUAUAGACUACUAUAUACUUAGAAUGUUAUAUAUGAACCUCAUGGUAGCCACAAAUGCAAAAUCUGUAAUAGAUACACAAAAAAAUAAAACCAAGAUUAACACUAAAGGAAGUCACUAAUCACAAGGAAAGAGAGCAAGAGAAGAAGAAAGGAACAGAGAAGAACUACAAAAACAACCAGAAAACAUAACAAAAUGACAAUAGUAUAUAACUUUUGAUAAUUACUUUAAAUGCAAAUGGUCUAAAUGUUCUAGAGUGGCAUGAUGGAUUAAAAAAAAUUCCUCUACAUGCUGCCUAUAAGAGAUUCAAUUCAGACAUAAAGACAUACAGACUAAAAGUAAAAGGAUAGAAAAAAGAUAUUCCAUGAAAUGGAAGGAAAAAAAAGCCAGGGUAGCAAUACUUACACAAAAUGAUUUUAAACCAAAGAUUGCAAUAAGAGACAAAGAAGGGCAUUACAUAAUGAUAAAGGGGUCAAUCCAACAAGAGGAUAUAACAAUUGUAAAUAUCUAUGCACCCAACAUUGGAGCACCUAAAUACAUAAAGCAAAUAUUAACAGACAUAAAGGGAGAAACUGGCAAUAAUACAAUAAUAGCAGGGACUUUAACAUCCCAUUUACAUCAAUGGAUAGAUAAUCCAGGCAGAAAAAUCAAUAAGGAAAUAGUGUUGCUCAGUGACACAUCAGACCAGAUGGACUUAGGUAUACACAGAACAUUCCAUCCCCAAAUGACAAAAUACACUUUACAAGUGCACAUAGAACAUUUUCCAGGAUAGAUCACAUGUUAGGCCACAAAACAGUCUUAAUAAAUUCAAGAUAGAAAUUAUAUCAUGCAUCUUUUCUGAACACAAUAGUAUGAAACUAGAAAUCAAUCACAAGAAAAAACUGGAAAAACACAAACACAUGGAAGCUAACAACAUGUACUAAACAGCCAAUGGGUCAAUAAGAAAUGACAGGAAAUCAAAAAAUACAUGGAGACAAUGAAAAUGAAACCACAAUUAUCCAAAAUCUUUGGGACUCAGCAAAAGCAGUUCAAAAAGGGAAAUUUAUAGCAGUACAGGUCUACUUGAAAUAAAAGAGAUCUCAAUCUAACCUUAUACCUAAAAGAACUAGAAAAAAAAAAAGUCCAAGGUGAAUAGAAGGAAGGAAAUAAAAGAGCAGAAAUAAAUGAAAUAGAGCCUUUUAAAAAAAAUGGAAAAGAUCAAUGAAACCAAGAGCUGGUUUUUUGAAAAGACAGGCGGAAGUGAUAAGCCUUUAGUCCUAUUCAUCAAGAAAAAAGGAUACAAAUGACUAAAAUCAGAAAUGAAAGAAGUGACAACUGACACCACAGAAAUACCAAGGAUUAUGAGAGUACUAUGAAAUUGAACCUAAAAGAAAUGGACAGAACCCUAAGAACAUAUAAUCUUCCAAAAUUGAAUUAGAAGGAAAUAGAAAAUCUGAACAGACCAAUUACUAGUAACAAAAUUGAAUAAGUAAUCCAAAAACUCCCCAAUAAACAAAAGUCCAGAAGCAGACUGAUUCACAGGUAAAUUCUACUAACCAUUUAAAGAAGGGUUAAUACCUAUUCUCAAGCUCUUUCAAAAAAUAGUAGAGGGAGGAAAUCUUUCAAAUACAUUCUAUGAAGACACCACUACCCUGAUAUGAAAAGGAGACAAGACACUACAAAACAAACAAACAAACAAACAAACAAAACCUACAGGUCAAUAUCCCUGAUGAACAUAGAUGUAAAAAUCCUCAACAAAAUAUUAGCAAACUGCAUUCAACAAUACAUUAAAAAAAAAAACCCAUUCACGAGCAAGUGGGUUUCAUUCCAGGGA